AUGGUGGGCUUAAGAAUAGUUGAUAGAAACCUAAACAAAGCGUUUUACAAACUAGGCUAUACAGUCGGCCAACACCCAGGAUAUUUUCUAAUCGUUCCGAUUCUUCUAACACUCUUAGGUAUGACAGGAUACCAACGAAUUCACAACAAUAUCGACCCGGAAUACCUGUUCAGUCCUCUUAACGGCGCGGGAAAGUAUGAGAGAGCCGUGGUGGAGAGUUUCUUCAAGGUUAACUAUAGCAGUCGAUUUAGUGUUUCUAGGAUUACUAGAGCAGGUCGUUUUGGAAGAGUGAUCCUAACCUCAAAAGAUGGCGAUAAAAAUAUGCUAAGAGUCAACGUUUGGAAGGAAUUGCGAUUGUUGGAUGGGUACAUUCAGAACAUGACGAUAACGUACGAUGAUGUAGAAUAUACCUAUAAAGACAUAUGUGCGAGAUGGUUGACGGAUUGCUUCAACAACGAUAUCUUAAAUUUGGAUUACAUAAUGGAAGACGUAGAAAAGAAAACUCUCAAUUUGACUUUCCCCUUGAUGUUUAAUCCUGUGACUUGGGACGCUCAUGCUUUUCCUGUGUUUUUUGGCGGUUCAGAAGUCAGUGAGGAUGGACUUAUAAUUAGCGUACCCUCUGUACAACUGGUCUAUUUUGGUAAUGCUGAUACUAAAAAGUAUGAUCAAAUUGGCGCUGUGUGGGAAGAUGGCUUUUUAGACCUUAUCGAAAAAAUUCAAGACAAAGAAAACAGAUUUAAACAUAUCCGAAUUGCCCGAUUUUCUUCACGAACGUUAGACCACGAAUUAGAGAAAAAUACAAAAUCAGUUGUGCCUUAUUUUACUUCGACUUUUGCUAUUAUGGCAAUAUUUUCUGUAGUUACAUGUAUGAUGUGUGAUUGGGUACGAUCUAAACCAUACCUAGGACUUUUAGGAAACUUGAGUGCAGCUAUGGCAACAUUAUGUGCUUUUGGAGUAUGUAUGUAUGCUGGAGUUGACUUUAUAGGUUUAAAUUUGGCAGCACCAUUUUUAAUGAUAGGAAUUGGCAUUGAUGAUACCUUCGUUAUGUUAGCUGCCUGGAGAAGAACAUCUAUUAAGUCACCGGUACCAGUCAGAAUGGCAGAGAUGUUGAGCGAAGCCGCUGUAUCCAUAACGAUUACGUCGGUGACUGAUUUCUUCAGUUUUUGGAUUGGUAUUUUCAGUCCUUUCCCAUCAGUCACAAUAUUCUGUAUAUACUCAGGUGCUGCCACUGUUUUGCUGUUCAUUUGGCAUUUGACAUUUUUCGCUGCGUGUGUAGCUCUUUCUGGAUACUGUGAACAAAAAAACUUGCAUUCAAUCUUCUGCUUUAAAGUAUUACCGAAAUCACAAUCUCAAAAGAAAAACUUUCUUUACCGAUGGUUCUGCAGCGGCGGUGUGGAUCCCAACGACAUAGAUAACCCUCAAGACAACAAAGAGCACGGAUUCAUGGUAUUUUUUCGAGAUUAUUUUGGAGCGAUGUUGAACAACGGAUGCGUUAAGUUUUUAGUUAUUCUGGUUUUCGGAGUAUAUCUUUUGGGGCUGGUUAUGGCAUUACUAAAAUACAAGAAGGUCUGGAAAGAAGAAAGGUUGCCAAAAACGAUUCUUACGCUAUAG
Messenger RNA from Diabrotica balteata, 1611 nucleotides. Lineage: Eukaryota; Metazoa; Arthropoda; Insecta; Coleoptera; Chrysomelidae. The record is from the annotation of a GenBank genome assembly.